This is a messenger RNA of Nicotiana tabacum (common tobacco), 1607 nucleotides long. Lineage: Eukaryota; Viridiplantae; Streptophyta; Magnoliopsida; Solanales; Solanaceae. The record is from RefSeq and is a predicted model, not a curated record.
UAAAAUCAGUUUUGGUCAAUAACAUUUUGAUCGACUCACUCAUCUGUCUCUUCUUCUCUCAACCCUUCUAGGGUUUUCUUCAUUCAAUUCUGCCAUAGCUAACAAGCUUCUAACCUAACAUGGUAUCAUAGUAGGAAUAUAGAUUCCUCUCGUCGCAAGCUUUCUUUUGAUGAUAACCUUGUUUGAAAUCGUUAAAGAUUGAUUCUGAUCGUCGACGUUUAAAGUACGCUCGUGAAAUAUGGGACUUCUUUCAAUCUCCGCGUUUAAUCGACUUUUCGUUCUUGGAUCUUCAUUAAACUUCAAGUUUCUCGAGAGUUUCUGCUGGAUUUUUCUACGUAGGGUUCAUGGCUGAAUAAGACCUUACUUCUUCGGGUUUUCAGAAGAAGGCCGAUUUGCUUCGUUUUCCUUGGAUCCCUCACAUCCCUUUGAUAUUCAUUCCUCUGAUAAUCCCAGAAGUCAACUGGUAUAUGUACCAUUUAGUGGUUGGAUUUGUGUUAUGGCGUAACAAUAUGCUUACUUCCCUCUCUGCAAAGAACAAGCUCAGUCUAUUAGAUGGCAAAGUCAACCAACCCACUCCUGGCUCCCCUUAUUAUUCAUAUUGGGAGAGAUGCAAUGAUAUGGUCAAAGUCUGGAUAACUAAUUCGGUAUCUAGAUAAAUAACUGUUAGUGUCAUGUGUUUUAAAAGUGCCAAGGAAGUCUCAAAAAAUAUAAAUGAAAGGUUUGGUCAGUCAAAUGGGUCUAAAUACAUCCAAAUACAAAGGGAGAUCAACUCUACUACUCAAGGCUCCUUUGAUAUAGCUUCUUACUUCACCAAAAUGAGGAGUCUGUGGGAAGAGCUGAAUUCAUCAUAUGUAGGUCAUGUUUGUUCGUGUGGUGCACUGCCUAAGUUCAUAGAGGACCAACAGUUGUUUCAAUUUCUUAAUGGUCUCAAUGAGUCCUACACAACUGUUAAGAAUGCCAUUAUGUUGAUGAAUCCCCUUCCACCAAUCAAGAAAGCUUAUAGUCUCUUGCAGCAAGAUGAGAGUCAAAGAGAAGCUCAUUCUGCUACUCCAAACUUCUCUGGUGAUGCUACCUCUUUCUUGGUGUCUCUUGGUACUCCUACCACAAAUAGGAAUUUAAGUCAAAAGGUGAAUUUUGAGGCCAGAAAAACUGCUCCAAACGUCUCUUGCAAGUACUGCAAGAAGCCUAGCCACACUAUAAACAAGUGCUACAGACUUGAUGGGUUCCCUGCUGAUUUCAAAUUCAUCAGGAGUAAGAAGUAUGCUUCUUGUGUUCAGACUGAAAUUCCACCCACCACUGCUGCCACUUCCACUUCUCAGCAUGCUGAUACCUCAGCCCAUGGAUUCACCAAGGAGCAGUAUCAACACCCGUUGAUCUUGUUCCAACAAGCUCAUAUGUCUAAUACUUCCACACCUGAUGCCUCUAAUGUGGAUGAUUCUGCCUUUGCACACUUUGCAGUUUUGUUCAGUAAGUAUGCUAUCGAUUCUGAGGGUUCUCAUAUGUGUGCAUCCUCUCAAUUAGGUGUCAAUCCUUGAAUCUUAGACACAUGUGUUACUAAUCACAUGACUCCACACAAACAUCUUCUUUUUAAUGUUCAACCAUUAAUC